Molecule: messenger RNA, 7857 nt
Organism: Colius striatus (speckled mousebird)
Lineage: Eukaryota; Metazoa; Chordata; Aves; Coliiformes; Coliidae
Gene: SUDS3
Product: SDS3 homolog, SIN3A corepressor complex component
Exons: 13
Coding region: 3086-4624 (512 amino acids)
Biological process (GO): negative regulation of transcription by RNA polymerase II
Cellular component (GO): Sin3-type complex
Molecular function (GO): histone deacetylase binding
Source: RefSeq, a predicted model, not a curated record
AUCGGUGCUCGAUUGAGCCGGCGGAGCGGAGGUUCCGGGGCGGCCCGGGCCGGCGGCCGCCGGUAGCGGCGGGAGUGGGGCCGCGGCUCAGGCCCAGCGGCAGAGGCGGUGUGAGGAGAGAGGAGGCUCCGCGGGGUCUGGGGGGCGACGUCGGGGCCCAUAGAGGCUCGCGUGUGUGUAUGGUGGCGUCCUGGCCUGAUGUUGCCUCAGGUGUGUGAGGGACCGGUGUUGGACCCAGACAAAAGGCCGCUCUGAGGCUUUCAGUGGCUGUUGUCGGGAUUGGAGGAGCCUUGGCAACGACUGUGUGUCCUGUGGCAGGCCGCAGCAGGAAGAGACCCUUACUAACAAAGAGAGAAGGUCUGACUUGACAGCGGUAGAGCUUAAGGGGGGGGCCUCAACGGGGAAGAGCGAGUUUUGGCAGUGGUUAAGGAGCCUGGAUUAGGAAGACCUCAGAGCAGAGACAGGGUUGUCUGCUAGGACCAUCAUCACGUAGCCCUUUGUAACUAAAGGUACUGAAACUUGAAAGCCAUGUGUUCCAGGCUAAGGGUGUUGGCAUGCAUUCUGUUCUUCAAAGGCCAAGGUACUAUAUUACAGGUUUUCUCAUUACAGUCAUCUAAUUCACACAAUAAAUGAGUUGCCAUAAUCUCUGUUUAUAACCUGAGCUUCACAACCUUUUAUCUUCUUAUUUCCACCAAAUGGAAAGAAAAACAUCACGAGUAUGACUUCUCUGUUAGCUACUCUGAUUAGCUGCUGCUGACAAAGCAGGAGGUGGAAAUCUUUCUUCAAACCUAGUGAAUGUAUAUAAACCAACAAAUGAGUUGUGAUGAGAAGAAGAGCUUUGAUGAAAACAUGAGCCAAGAACAAUAGCUUGUCAGAGAAGUGUUUAAACUCUCACUGAUAGCUCUUUGGGGUGUAGACAGUUAAGUUUCUGCAUUUGUAAGGGAAACAUGGCAUUCCUUAAAGCUGAACCUCCUCCCUUGGGUUCCCGCUGAAUGCCUGAGAGAUGACAGAAGAGGGUGUCUCCAGGAGGCUAAUAUUAAACAUGAGGAAUUAGUACAGAGGGAGGAACAGCAAAUGAGAUUCCAGUUUUGACCACAGAACGAGCUAAAAAUUUUUGCAUCAGCAGCUGUAUGCAGUUUCUUACUCAUUGUCUGCACAGAGCUCCUUCUGUUCAAAGAGUUCCUGUGUGCCCUCACAUUACUAAAGGCACCUGCCUUGUGUGAUGUGUGACACCCAGACUGCCUUUAAAGGAUUAAUAGGCUCCAGACAAAUAGAAAGUGCUGAGGGAGUGUAAUGCAGGAGGUGUUAACCUUGGAAGGUCAGCCUGGGUUCAGACACACUUGUAACGAGUUUGCUCUCCCCUUGCCAGCCCCAGUUUGUGCUGCUGUGAGCUGCUGAGCUAAAUAUGUGGGUGAAUGGAAGAGGUACAAACAGGAAAUGGGGAAGAAAAAAAGGAGAGGGAGGGAAUAGUUUUUAUAAGCCUUAGGAGGGCUCUGGUUAGUUCUGAAAAAUGAUUUUACCCUGUCCCAUCUCUGAUUUUAGCUCUAUGACCUUGGGAGAGUUAUUUGAACAAUUCAAGCCAAGUGCAAGUCUGCAAGGAGAGAGCAAACCCAUGAGUGCUGAGUGGGCAGCCAGUCAGCUCAGGUGAUGCAGCAAGCCAGCACCACACCCUGUCCUGUUGGCCCUGUGGCCACAGGCAGCCCUAUCAGCUGCUCCAAGUAAGGUAAAAAGAUUGAUUUCCAAUAUGCUGAUAAUCCCUAGGACCUGGCAUUCCUUGGUGACAGAGGUGGCAAGCUGCUCUGGUGUAUCUUCCAUGCACAGAGUCAAAUGCCUUCACAUGGGAUAUUCAGCUCCAGGAACAGCUCUCGACAGUGUUGACUUUCAGCUGUGUCUCAGACUCCCUCAUCUCCUGUAAAAGGUAAUGUUUACUUAUGUAAAAAAGUGCCAGGCACGGGUGUAGCAAGGUCAAAAACUGGCCAACAGAUCUUUGGGGAAAGCAAAGUGCUUAUGCUGCGUCAUGACAAGUCUUUUUGGAACAAAGAGUGUGACCCAGUGCUGCUUUUGGCUGCUGAGUGCCCAGCUCACUGGGUCUGAAAACACUCUGCAGUGGUUUUGAGUUCAUCCUCCUUCAGAUAAAACCCGCUCUGUUUUAUUUCCUUUCCCUUGGUGAGAUGUUUGCAGUAUCCCAGUGAGUCAGUAGGUUGUGCAUUUAAGGAAUGCACCUUCCAGCUGUCAGGAGAAGUGUUCAUUGUGGCAGUGAGGCUCCCUAGUGUGACUUGAAGUUUCAGAAAAGGCCUAAAGGAGAUUUUGAUCAUGAAAUACCAGUGGAAGGCAUUUUCAUGCCAAGUAAGAUGCUGUUUUUAAUGAUUCUUGCCUAUGAAACUCACUGCAGGAUCUAGAUUUCUGUUCUUGAGUUGGUAGCAGUGUCUGGUUAGGAGGACAGCCAGUACCUGACAGACAUGUGGCAUUCCUCAGGGAUUUGUGGUGCUGCUUCGAGGAAAGCUGCUCGUUACUGGCAUAAAGCAGCUGGUAAAUGUGAGAUCACAGCACUGUGGUGGUGGUUUGUUGAGAGUAUGGAGGAACAAGAAAGUAAUUUCUGUGUUCAAGUUGAAUUAUAACUGUGAAGUGCAGUGACACAUCCCUUCCCAGUGCUGCAGCUCAUCGCUCUGUACCUGUGUCCUGCAAUAUGGGUGUUUCAUGGCAGAUGGAGUCAUCCUGGGGGCUAAAGGGGAGAAUAUGAGUCCCUGGAGGUCAAGCCCUCUUUCCCUGCAGAAGCCCCUUGAAGUGUUACCAUAAAAGCCAGUCUAGGAAAACUCUCUGACACUCUAUUUUGGAGUCUUAGAAGACAGUGCUGGAUCACAUCAGCUGAUGUGCACCUCCUGGGUUGAACAAAGCUUAUAUACCCUGUUACAUGUGCAUCAAUUUCCCAUACAUAUGCAUACUCUUUCCUGGAACUAUCACAUUUACAUAGUUAUUUGGCAUGUGGCCUGGCUCUCCAGCAGGCUUCUGUGGGGAGCUUGGAUGGUCUCUGGUGGUUCCUAGUGGUUGUUGAUGAGGUGUCUUGCAGAUUUCUUGAGUCCUUUCCAUGAACUCUCAGUUCCUUCUUACGUAUAUGGUGUUUGUCUUGGCUCAGCACUCUGUUUGCAGAGUUCUCAGGUUUCUUAUCUUGCUCUUGCUGGCUUAUCUGCAUCCCCUCCAGACGUCCCAGUCACAGUCUCACCCAAGACCCCUUGUGACAGUUGCAGAGUUCAAACCCCGUGGCUUGUUUCCUACCCACCUAUGCACCCAAAAAGUCUCAAAACUGUUCAAGCGAGCACAGCAAAACCACCAUAAAAGACUUGGCCGGUUUUUUUCCAUCUUUCAGCCUUUGUUUAAGGCACCAGAAGAGCAAAAACCUGCCCAAGGAAGCCCGGGGCGAGCGUUGUCUCGCGCCGCUGGGGGGCCGGGUCUCGAACCCGCCACCCUCCGACCCCCGAGGACUUUUGGGCGCUGGCGGCGUUCGCCCGGCGCUGAGGCGGCCGCCCGGAAGCGGAAGUGGCGAGCGCGGGUGCCGUCGCCGUUGCCGGGCGGAGGCGCGGGCCCGCGGCGGCCGCUGCGUCCCGUCGCUAUGAGCGCGGCCGGGUUGGUGUCUGCCACGCCGCCCGCCCCCGCGCCGCCCGGGGCACCCGCCGCCGCCAUGCCCCCCGGCCCCGAGUACUACGAGGAGAUGGAGCUGGAGGUAGAGAGCGCCGAGGAGGAGGACGGCGAGCGGAGCGCUCGGGCCCGCGACUCGGAUGAAGACACUGAGGAUGCCAGCGAAACUGACCUGGCCAAACACGAGGAAGAGGACUUUGUAGAAAUGAAAGAACAGAUGUAUCAGGACAAACUGGCAUCUCUUAAGAGGCAAUUACAACAAUUGCAGGAAGGUACUCUUCAGGAGUAUCAGAAAAGAAUGAAGAAGUUGGACCAGCAAUACAAAGAAAGGAUACGAAAUGCAGAACUGUUCCUCCAGCUGGAAACCGAUCAGGUGGAAAAAAAUUAUGUCAAGGAAAAGAAGGCAGCAGCAAAGGAGUUUGAAGAUAAGAAAAUUGAGCUUAAGGAAAAUUUGAUUGCUGAGUUGGAAGAGAAAAAGAAGAUGAUUGAGAAUGAAAAGCUAACCAUGGAAUUAACAGGAGAUUCAAUGGAAGUGAAGCCUAUCAUGACAAGGAAACUGAGGCGACGACCAAAUGAUCCAGUUCCUAUCCCAGACAAGAGGAGGAAACCUGCCCCUGCUCAGCUAAAUUAUUUGUUGACUGAUGAGCAAAUAAUGGAGGACCUGAGAACACUGAAUAAGCUUAAAUCACCCAAGAGACCAGCCUCCCCCUCCUCUCCCGAGCACCUCCCAGCCACACCAGCAGAGUCUCCAGCACAGCGGUUUGAAGCCCGGAUAGAGGAUGGAAAACUCUACUAUGAUAAGAGAUGGUACCACAAGAGCCAGGCCAUUUACCUGGAGUCUAAAGAGAACACAAAGAUCAGCUGUGUGAUCAGUUCUGUGGGUGCCAACGAGAUCUGGGUGAGGAAAACCAGUGACAGCACAAAGAUGAGAAUCUAUCUGGGACAACUGCAGCGAGGUGUUUUUGUGAUCCGUCGCCGAUCAGCUGCAUGACUCUCUACUCUUCCUUGGUCUUAUUUGUUUUUAAACAGAUAGACAAACCUCUAGUGGGGAAUGGCACUGUUCACUUGUCUUAGCAGCAGAGAACACUGCCAUCACCUCUUACAAAACAGUUUGUGGCUGGCCACAUAAUCCCCAGUAGUCCUUAAAUCUUUAGUGGUACCCAAGUACUGCCCUGGACUGUUUCUGGAUUUUGCAUCAAGCUUCUGUACGCUUUCUUUAUCUUUUGGGUGACUAUUUAAGAAGACUUGGCAUCAUAGUUUUUUUUUUCACCGUUGUUUCAUGAUGCAUAGAUGGGACUCUUUCAUGUUGAAAACAGCUAACAGUUAUGUUUUGGAUCAGACCAGUGGAAGAAGCUUUGCUUGUCAACACCUGAGGUUCUUCGUUCUUUUGGGGUUUUCCUUUCCUGCAAGGCUCAGGCUGUUGUGCACAAGAAGAUUAAUCUUGCCAGCUUUCAGCUGCAGCUGAGAGAUGCAUCUGUAAUACCUGAUAUACGAUGUCAGCUUUUUUGGAUGAACUCUUUGGAUGAGCACUGAGGCUUUUUGAAGGAAAGAGUGAACAUCUUAGAAACUGCUGAAAAUUCAGUUGAUUUUAAUGUAGUUAAGCAGUCACAUAUGGUUAAACAGAGCUUCCAUUUCCCUUUACAUUAAAAAAACCCCUUCAAUGAACAAGCAAAGAGUAUAUGUGUUUCCUGAAGUUGUUUUUGAGAAAGGUAGAUGAGUAUAAACCAAAGGAUUCAUUAACUGGGCUUUGCAGAUAGUGAGGCUGUGUGAACUGUGUGAGUGUAACCACUCCUACAUAUAGAGAGAUGAAAGGUAAAUUCCACUUUCUUUCCUGAUGCUUAGAGGAACAAGUCAUGCUGGAAAACUGCUAACAGGAGAUACUGAUCUAUUGUAUCUUCCAAAGAAGCCUGGCCCAGAGUAGAAACCAGCAUUGACAUGCUUUCAGCAAUAUAGCUGAAACCUUCACUCCCUAAAAUGUUAUGCAAAGGUUUCCCUUUGAAGGGUAUUUUAAUUACUGGAGAGAACACUGGGUUUCUACACUUGCCCUCCAAUAGCACAAAUGAAAAUGCUCAAGUGAUGAUAUAUUCCCUUCCAAGAGGUUUAAAGAUCCAACUCUAGUGUUCCUUUAUUAUUCCCAGUCUUUUGCUGAUGGCUGAAACCACCAGUACCAUGUGUGACUGCAUUGGCAUGAAUGACACAUUGUGCUGGCAGUGUUGUCAGACCCUUGCCUUCUGUGCAAAAGAGCUUUGUGCUGCUUUGGGUUUCUGGACAAAAAGUUGUAAUUUCUGCCUUUAUCAACAUCUGUCACUUUGAAGCAUCUUUUGGUUUUGCUUUUAUGCUGCUGUCUUGUUCAGCAUCAAUCUGGCUUUUCCUAUCUGGAUAAAUGGAGUAUUUUAAAUGACCGUUUCCAUUUCUGUUACUUAAUGUGGUUGGGUGGCAGUCACAUCCCAGUAACUGAUGUAUGUAUGUCAAUCUGGAGUGUUAUGGCUGAGUUUCUGAUGUGUUGCCUUUGUGGCUGAGACACCUGAACUAUUCUCACUGUUUUUAGAGCUUCAACUGGAUCUGGAGCUUUGGUGAGGAAGGGAGAGGGUGUCUCUUUCCCACCCCUUGAAAAUGUGCCAUCUCUGCUGCAGCGUUAGUCAGGUGGAAAGCAGCAGGCUGUGUUUUGUCAAGUUAACAGCAUACUUAAUAUAACUUAGCAUUCUCUGCACAUGUGACAGAUUUUUAAUAAGGUGAUGAUGUACCAAACAGGAUUUGUCACUGAGCCUUAAAACGAACAUCUUAGUUCUUGUAAUAAAAAGUGCUAAGUAAAUAGCAGGAUUUAUUUCCUACCUAUAGCAUUUUAUCUGUGUGUGUGUAUAUAUAUGUUUGUGGAAAUAGCUGGAAACUUUGGUUCAAUUUUGGGGAGCUAUCUUGCCAGCCUGCUAACAGCAGGUGAUCUGUUUUUGCUGCUGUGACGUUAAUCUAUUUUGGAGUAACUUUAAAGGUAUUGGUAGAAGUGUGGAAGUGCAGCAACUGUCUUAGAGCCAGAUGUUCUAUAGGUGCACAUUGUGUAAGCUUCUUUGUGUAUCUUCAAGCCUGCAUCUUAAUCUGGAUCAACGUCUGCUCACCAUCCCUGUUCCUUGGCAGAAGUGGGGAGAAUAGCUGCCAAAGCCUGUCUGUUCAUCAGCUGUGGUCUGAUAUUGUAGGGAGUAGGGAGGGUGGUAGGGGUGUGAUGGGGUGGGACACACGUUUCUAGUUCACACACUGAUCAGAAUUUGGAGAGUCUUCUGCAUGUGAAUGCCUGUGGGGCUGUUCCACUAUUUCCCUCUUCUGUAACCCCUUGUGGACACAGUUGUGCUGAGAAGGUUACAGUUAUCACAAUUGUGUUGUAGGGAGAGACUUGUCUUCUAGUUGUAGUGGAAGAAAACAAGCUAACAAAGAGUGAGGACAGUGAGCAGUCAGGGUAGGAAGGAAUAGUCUUGUAUUGACUGGGGAGAUGGGUUAUGUCAACUGAUCCUGAUUCAGGGCAGUGCUUCAGCAUUGAAGUUGUCAGCCCUUGAUCUCAAACUUCCCUCUUUCAUGCUGAUGCUGGAUCCCCAGGAAGGACGGAUGAGGUUUGUACAGCUUCCUCAGUCAGAAUUCCUUGCCCACUGCUUUCCCCAGUGCCCCUGGAUCAACCUUUGGACUGUAAUUUCUGCUUUUGACAGUCCUGAGUGUGGGCUUGUAGCCCUCUCUGCUCAAAUUUAACUACUACACUAAAGGUGUUUUGUUACAAGGCUGCUUCAUCUUAGUUUGUUUUAAUAGAAUGAAAGUGGAUCUUGCCUUCAUUGAUCACCGUAAGUAGAUCUGUCUCCUCUAAGUAAGUACAUGAAUGCUGUAACCUGGUUUUUCAAGCAGACUGUUCUGCAAUGGCCUGUGCUGUUUUACAAGGCUGGAAGUGAUAAAAAUGCAGUGCCUUGUUGUGCACUCAGGGAAGCAGGACAUUUUUUAAUCCUAGAAGGAUGCUCAAAAUGUGUUGUGGCGAGAAUGAGGCGCGUGGAGAUGGAGAGCAGAGACAGCAGCUGCAGGAACGAAGAUUUCCUGCCACCGGUUGAAAAAAUAGAGACAAGUUACUCAAAGAGAUGGACAAGGUCUUGCUUAAAUUCUAAGAGAAAAUUGGCUUUUCUGGCUGCUAUUUGCCUGUCUGACAUCCGUCUUGUGAAGAAUUCCAGCCCACAGUGAGCAGAAAUGGCUUUGCUACAG